Messenger RNA from Lachancea thermotolerans CBS 6340, 936 nucleotides. RefSeq names its product KLTH0D01562p. The coding region runs from base 1 to 936 and encodes 311 amino acids. Lineage: Eukaryota; Fungi; Ascomycota; Saccharomycetes; Saccharomycetales; Saccharomycetaceae. The transcript has a single exon. The record is from RefSeq and is a predicted model, not a curated record.
AUGUCUUUCCACCACCAGUUUACUCUGGCGUCAGCCAAAAACCAGCUUAUACCGCAGCAGCUCACCAACAACGUGUUCUUUGGGCCGCUCAACGCACUUUCUCAGCGCGAAUUCAUCCAAGAGAAUCGAAUUCGGUUCUUUGUUGCUGUCGGUAUCGCGACAAAAAGAGUCGCCCAGUAUUGCCGGGACAUGCCCGCCCGAGACUGCCUGGUGGUGAAUUUCGACUCGGAGUUCAGCCCGCAGGUAUCGCUCUCUGCUACAGAGCUGGAGCUGGUCUCUCAGUACUCCCAGCAGCACUCGACUUCGCUCUCUCAGCUGGCCGCCGGUCUCGCCGGCGACGCAGCGACUGGUUGCACUGCAGACUCAAGGCUCACCCCGCAGCCGGAGCUGGACCAGCAACUGCACAACAGUCCUGCCCAGUACACCUGCAACAUUGUGACUUCACAGGGAGCCCAGAAAUUCGCUAGCUUUAAUGACCUACUGACCUUAUUCAAGCUUUCCGGUUCAGGCAAUGUGCUCGUCUUCUCCUCCAACGGUAACGAUGAGGACCUUGUUGCCCUGCUUUCUUCGCAUGUUGUCAUUACCAACUCUUCUGCUUCGCUUCUGGAGGCUUUCCAGUACGUAAAGUCCCUCCGGCCGUCUAUAAACCAGUGCCAGCCUGACUCAGUAUUCUGGUGCCAAGGGCUAAUGGAGUAUCUGGAAGGCUCCAGAUCCUACAACAACCCAUUCUAUGACAAUGGCAUGUCUCCAGCAAGUCCACUAUCUACAACAGGCGUAACAUCUAAUGCAUUCGUUACCAAAAGGCGCAAUUCCUGGUCCUCGGACUGCGAAGAAGAAUGCCCAAAUUCGGCUACCGGUACAAUUUCGGUCUCUGGCACCCCCAAAACUCGGAGGAUAGCUGCGAUUCGAGCUGACAAUAUGGCGCUGCCUCAUUAA